This is a messenger RNA of Carlito syrichta (Philippine tarsier), 2722 nucleotides long. It is a transcript of the gene ATP6V0A1, whose product is annotated as ATPase H+ transporting V0 subunit a1. Bases 182 to 2716 code for a protein of 844 amino acids. The transcript is spliced from 22 exons. The record is from RefSeq and is a predicted model, not a curated record. Gene Ontology annotation, cellular component: vacuolar proton-transporting V-type ATPase complex; plasma membrane; vacuolar proton-transporting V-type ATPase, V0 domain. Gene Ontology annotation, molecular function: ATPase binding; proton-transporting ATPase activity, rotational mechanism. Gene Ontology annotation, biological process: proton transmembrane transport; vacuolar acidification. Lineage: Eukaryota; Metazoa; Chordata; Mammalia; Primates; Tarsiidae.
AUUGUGAGGGCGGGGCCUGUGGCGGCGCGGGGGCGGGGCUCUGCGGACGCACGCACGUCGAGGCGCUGCUGCCCGGAGCCGCGGCGGCUGUGGGCUUGGCUGAGGUGGCUGCUGUGGUGGCGGCGGCGGCGGGAGGUUGGAGAGAAUUUGGAGUACUUGUUGACUGGUACCUUCUGCCACCAUGGGGGAGCUUUUCCGGAGUGAGGAGAUGACACUGGCCCAGCUUUUCCUACAGUCAGAAGCUGCUUAUUGUUGCGUCAGUGAAUUAGGAGAACUCGGGAAGGUUCAGUUUCGUGAUUUAAAUCCAGUUGUGAAUGUUUUCCAGCGGAAAUUUGUGAAUGAAGUUAGAAGAUGUGAAGAAAUGGAUCGAAAGCUUCGAUUUGUUGAGAAAGAGAUAAGAAAAGCUAACAUUCCUAUUAUGGACACUGGCGAAAACCCAGAGGUACCCUUCCCCCGGGACAUGAUUGACUUAGAGGCUAAUUUUGAAAAGAUUGAAAAUGAACUGAAGGAAAUCAACACAAACCAGGAAGCUCUGAAGAGAAACUUCCUAGAACUGACUGAAUUAAAAUUUAUACUUCGCAAAACUCAGCAGUUUUUUGAUGAGGCUGAAUUGCAUCAUCAGCAGAUGGCGGAUCCAGACCUGCUGGAAGAGUCCUCGUCCCUCCUGGAGCCAAGUGAGAUGGGAAGAGGCACGCCUUUGAGACUGGGCUUCGUGGCUGGCGUGAUCAACCGGGAGCGCAUCCCGACUUUUGAGCGCAUGCUUUGGCGGGUGUGCCGGGGAAAUGUGUUCCUGCGACAGGCUGAAAUUGAGAACCCCCUGGAGGAUCCUGUGACUGGUGACUACGUGCACAAGUCUGUGUUUAUCAUUUUCUUCCAAGGCGACCAGCUGAAAAACAGAGUUAAGAAGAUCUGUGAAGGGUUCCGAGCUUCACUCUAUCCUUGUCCUGAGACACCGCAGGAGAGGAAGGAGAUGGCUUGCGGAGUGAACACCAGGAUUGAUGAUCUCCAAAUGGUUCUGAAUCAGACCGAGGAUCACCGCCAGCGGGUCCUGCAAGCGGCUGCGAAGAACAUCCGUGUGUGGUUCAUCAAGGUACGGAAGAUGAAGGCCAUUUACCACACCCUGAACCUGUGCAACAUCGAUGUGACCCAGAAGUGCCUGAUCGCGGAGGUCUGGUGCCCCGUCACUGACCUUGACUCCAUCCAGUUUGCACUCAGAAGGGGCACGGAGCAUAGUGGGUCUACUGUACCCUCCAUUUUGAACAGGAUGCAGACAAACCAGACUCCCCCAACCUACAACAAAACCAACAAGUUCACGUAUGGCUUCCAGAACAUAGUAGAUGCUUAUGGAAUUGGAACUUACCGAGAGAUCAAUCCAGCUCCAUAUACCAUCAUCACUUUUCCUUUCCUGUUUGCUGUGAUGUUUGGAGACUUUGGCCAUGGCAUUUUAAUGACCCUUUUUGCUGUAUGGAUGGUGUUAAGGGAGAGCCGGAUCCUCUCCCAGAAGAAUGAGAAUGAGAUGUUUAGCACUGUGUUCAGUGGUCGAUACAUCAUUCUCUUGAUGGGUGUGUUCUCCAUGUACACUGGCCUCAUCUACAACGAUUGCUUUUCCAAGUCUCUUAAUAUCUUUGGGUCAUCCUGGAGUGUACGACCGAUGUUUACUUAUAAUUGGACGGAGGAAACGCUUCGAGGGAACCCUGUCCUCCAGCUGAACCCAGCACUCCCUGGCGUGUUUGGUGGACCCUACCCUUUUGGCAUCGAUCCAAUUUGGAACAUUGCAACCAAUAAACUAACCUUCCUCAACUCCUUCAAGAUGAAGAUGUCUGUCAUCCUUGGUAUCAUCCACAUGAUGUUCGGCGUCAGCCUGAGUCUGUUCAACCACAUUUAUUUCAGGAAGCCUCUGAAUAUCUACUUUGGCUUUAUUCCUGAAAUCAUCUUCAUGACUUCUUUAUUUGGCUACUUGGUCAUCCUUAUUUUUUACAAGUGGACUGCCUAUGAUGCACAUACCUCGGAGAAUGCGCCAAGCCUUCUGAUCCACUUCAUAAACAUGUUCCUCUUCUCCUACCCAGAGAGUGGUAAUUCCAUGCUGUAUUCCGGGCAGAAAGGAAUUCAGUGUUUCCUGGUGGUGGUUGCGUUACUUUGUGUACCUUGGAUGCUGCUGUUUAAGCCACUGGUCCUUCGCCAUCAGUACUUGAGGAGGAAGCAUUUGGGAACUCUCAACUUUGGUGGGAUCAGGGUGGGCAACGGACCGACAGAGGAGGAUGCUGAGAUUAUUCAGCAUGACCAGCUCUCCACCCAUUCUGAGGACGCAGAAGAGCCUGCCGAGGACGAAGUGUUCGACUUUGGGGACACCAUGGUGCACCAAGCCAUCCACACCAUCGAGUACUGCCUGGGCUGCAUUUCCAACACGGCCUCCUACCUGCGACUCUGGGCCCUCAGUCUUGCGCAUGCCCAGCUGUCUGAGGUGCUUUGGACCAUGGUGAUCCACAUCGGCCUGAACGUGAAGAGCCUGGCGGGAGGCCUGGCUCUCUUCUUCAUCUUCGCCUCUUUUGCCACUCUGACUGUGGCCAUCCUCCUGAUCAUGGAAGGCCUCUCGGCCUUUCUGCAUGCGCUGCGGCUGCACUGGGUCGAGUUCCAGAAUAAAUUCUACAGUGGGACCGGUUUCAAGUUCCUCCCCUUCUCCUUCGAGCACAUUCGGGAAGGCAAGUUUGAGGAGUGAGCCCUG